GUCUUCGUGAAACGAACCCGCAACCCAGACUGAGACAACUUCCUUCAGGGAAUGGAGGUGAGGGAGAGAAAGCUCUCAUUCUUCUUGUCACUGGGUGGUUCCUUGUUCCUCGUAAUCUCGUUGGAUCAAACGUUUCGAUAUCGAAUGCACAGACAUGAGAGAAGAACAGUCCUUGUGGAGUCCAAUAGAGAGGAAAUGCCUCUCUCUUCUGCAAAGACGGAACACCUGGAAUUUUCUUCUUCAAAUCCAUGCUUUUAUGCUCAGAAAUGACCUUCAAACAAAUGUUAAUUUGCUCACCAAAUUCAUCAUUGUGUGCUCUUCGGUUGCAGUUAAUGUUAGACAGUGUGACCCAGCGGCUGGAAUCAGGCAUGCUCGCUGUGUAUUUGAUCAUCGAUGUCACAGGGAUGACACAUUUCUCUGCAAUUCCAUGAUUAGAGCUCACGUCGACAGAAACCAAUUUAAAGAGUCUGUGACCCUUUAUAGAGGCCUUCGGAGCAAAACCCUUUUCGCCCCAGAUGACUACACGUUCUCAUCCUUAGUGAAGUCCUGUGGAUUCAAUUUGGCCAUUAAAGAAGGACAGCAGCUCCAUAAUCAGGUGUUGAAGAUGGGUUUUGGUUAUGAUUUGAUCGUAUCAACUGGAAUUGUCGAUAUGUAUGCUAAACUUGGAAAUAUGACAUUGGCCAGAACCUUGUUCGAUGAAAUGCCUUACAAAAGUCAAGUGUCUUGGACAGCUAUACUAGUUGGAUAUGCACGGACAGGGAAGGUGGAAAUUGCAAGGGAGCUAUUCAAUCAUAUGCCUCAGAAAGAUGCCGCAGCCUUCAAUGCAAUGAUAGAUGCUUUUGUCAAAUCAGGGAAUGUGGAUUCUGCAAGGGAGUUGUUUAAUGAGAUGCCAGACAGGAACGUUGUCUCUUGGACUACUUUGAUUUAUGGGUAUUGCAAGAAUGGUGAUCUCAAAGCUGCUAGAUUACUCUUCAAUGCAAUGCCAGAGAAGAAUCUGAUCUCAUGGAAUGCAAUCAUUGGGGGUUACUGCCAGAACAAGCAACCUCAAGAGGCAUUAGAAUUGUUCAGGGAGAUGCAAUCAUAUGCUUCUCUUGAGCCAGAUAAAGUUACUAUUGUGAGCAUUCUUCCAGCUAUUGCUGAUUUAGGAGCAUUAGAUUUGGGUGGUUGGAUUCACAGAUUUGUCAGGAGAAAGAAACUUGAUAAAGUCAGGAACGUUUGCACUGCACUGGUGGACAUGUAUGCUAAAUGUGGUGAAGUUCUGAAAGCAAAACAAGUUUUUGACAAGAUGCAUGAUAGAGAAGCAGCUUCUUGGAAUGCCAUGAUCAAUGGGUUUGCCAUCAAUGGAUGUGCCAAGGAGGCACUAGAAGUGUUCUUGGAGAUGCAGAAGGAAGGAGUUGAGCCAAAUGAGAUAACCAUGCUUGGGGUCUUGUCUGCUUGUAAUCAUGGUGGCCUGGUCAAGGAAGGGAAGAAGUGGUUUCAAGAAAUGGAGGGGCAUGGCCUCUCCCCAGGAGUCGAGCAUUAUGGUUGCCUUAUAGAUCUUUUGGGGAGGGCAGGGCAUUUGGAGGAAGCUGAGCAAUUGAUUGAGAAAAUGCCUUGUGAGAUUAAUGGGAUAAUCUUGAGCUCUUUUCUGUUUGCUUGUGGCUGCCGUGGAGAUGUUCUUAGGGCUGAGAGGAUGAUGAAAAGAGCAUUUGAAAUGGAGCCAAAGAAUGAUGGGAAUUAUGUCAUGUUGAGGAAUUUGUAUGCUGGGGAGAGAAGAUGGAAGGAUGCGGAGGAUAUUAAGGGAUUGAUGAGGAGGAACAGCGCCAGGAAAGAGGCUGGUUGCAGUGUCAUCAAGGUUAAUGGAGGCACUUGGGAAUUUGUAGCAGGGGACAGAGUGCACCCCCAGUGGCAUUUGAUAAAUUGGGUGCUGGGUCAAUUAUUGGUACAUAUGAGGGGAGAAACCACUUGAUUAUGUAUACAUGGAAUGACAAUUGAGACCUAUUACCCAUUACAACUCAAGAGAGCAUAAGAAGUGACCAAACUCGAGACAGACCUCUAACAAUGAUUCUUAUGAGUAAUGUUUAACAAACACUUUUUAUAGGGAAUAUGUGGUGGUUAACACAGAGUGGUACCUUCGCACUUAGGAUAAUGAGAAUUUUGUAGCUGUAAGAUAUCUGUUUGAUAAAAUCUCUGAAAACAAAGAUCUAUUUCAUAAAAAACUAAGAAGUUUCUUUAUUCAUC
Messenger RNA from Telopea speciosissima, 2220 nucleotides. Its product is annotated as pentatricopeptide repeat-containing protein At2g44880-like. Gene Ontology annotation, molecular function: RNA binding; protein binding. Gene Ontology annotation, biological process: RNA modification. The record is from RefSeq and is a predicted model, not a curated record. Bases 155 to 1948 code for a protein of 597 amino acids. The transcript has a single exon. Lineage: Eukaryota; Viridiplantae; Streptophyta; Magnoliopsida; Proteales; Proteaceae.